Messenger RNA from Acanthochromis polyacanthus (spiny chromis), 6215 nucleotides. It is a transcript of the gene celf5a, whose product is annotated as cugbp, Elav-like family member 5a. Gene Ontology annotation, cellular component: ribonucleoprotein complex; cytoplasm; nucleus. Gene Ontology annotation, biological process: mRNA splice site recognition; regulation of alternative mRNA splicing, via spliceosome. The transcript is spliced from 12 exons. NCBI's taxonomy places the organism in Eukaryota, Metazoa, Chordata, Actinopteri, Pomacentridae. The record is from RefSeq and is a predicted model, not a curated record. Gene Ontology annotation, molecular function: mRNA binding. Bases 116 to 1708 code for a protein of 530 amino acids.
CGGAUAGAAAGUCAGCCUGGUUUCCAGCUGAGUGCUUGCUCUCUCACAGUGUGUGUGUGCGCGCGCGCGCGUGUGUGUGUGUUGUCAUUAUUAUCCACUCUGCUCCCAGCUCAGAAUGGCCAGAUUCACUCAGACUGAAACAAGAAGGCAGCAUCAUCCACAGCAGCCCCAGCCCGCUCACUCCAGCCUGGUUUUCACCGGACCGGGGGCACCACCGAGCCAACAACCACUACUCCUUAUCCCACAUCAGCACCAGUACCCUCAGAUCACAUUCCCGAAACCCAUGAACGGGUCAGAACCCAUUUCAAUUCAUCCGGAGAGCGGCAACAUGAAAGACCAAGAUGCCAUUAAGCUGUUUAUCGGGCAGAUACCGCGGAACUUGGAGGAAAAAGACCUGAAACCCCUGUUUGAACAGUUUGGGAAAAUCCACGAACUGACAGUUCUCAAGGACCGAUACACCGGCAUGCACAAAGGUUGUGCGUUUCUCACCUACUGCGCCCGAGAGUCGGCCAUCAAGGCCCAGAACGCCCUCCACGAACAGAAAACACUGCCAGGGAUGACUCGCCCCAUCCAGGUGAAACCGGCUGACAGCGAGAGUCGUGGAGAAGACAGGAAGUUGUUUGUGGGGAUGCUGAACAAACAACAGACCGAGGAGGAUGUUUACCGUCUCUUCGAACCCUACGGAGUCAUCGAGGAGUGCACGGUCCUAAGAGGUCCUGACGGAAACAGCAAAGGUUGCGCCUUCGUUAAGUUCUCCACACAUACUGAGGCUCAGUCUGCAAUCAGUGCCCUCCACGGCAGCCAGACCAUGCCAGGCGCCUCUUCCAGCUUGGUGGUCAAGUUUGCCGACACAGACAAGGAGCGCACCAUCAGACGUAUGCAGCAGAUGGUCGGGCAGUUUGGCAUCUUUAACCCAGCCAUCGCCCUUCCCUUCAGCACCUACAGCUCUUACGCACAUGCGCUCAUGCAGCAGCAGGCAGCCAUAAUGGCAGCAAGCCACGGAGGUUACCUCACGCCCAGCGUGGCUUUCCCCGCCACGCAGAUCCACCAGAUGGGGGCGCUCAACAUCAACAGCCUCCCACCCACUCCCAUGACCCCGGUGUCGGGUGAGUUUCAUCAAGCCCUGGCAGGCCUCAGUUCUCCACCAGCCAACAUCACCACCUCCGCCGUGCCCAGCAUCGUCACGCCCAUCGUCAACGGAUUCACCGGCAUCCCCCAUCAGCCCAACGGACACCCCGCCGUGGAGACCGUGUACACCAACGGCCUGCCGCCCUACUCCACCCAGAGCCCCACCGCUGCUGACACCCUCCAGCAAGCCUUCACCGGUGUACAGCAAUACACAGCGAUCUACCCAGCCACCACGCUGACUCCCAUUGGCCAAACACUGCCCCAACCACCCCAGGUCAUCCAGCAGCAGCAGCAGAGAGAAGGUGAGGGUCCGGAGGGUUGUAACCUGUUCAUCUACCACCUGCCACAGGAGUUUGGAGACAAUGAACUCAUGCAGAUGUUUUUGCCCUUUGGUACCGUCAUCUCCUCGAAGGUCUUCAUGGACCGAGCAACCAACCAGAGCAAGUGCUUUGGUUUCGUGAGUUUCGACAACCCUGCUAGUGCACAGGCAGCUAUUCAAGCCAUGAAUGGCUUUCAGAUCGGGAUGAAGAGGUUGAAAGUCCAGCUAAAGAGACCGAAGGAUGCCAGCCGCCCUUACUGACACAGCCUACCUUCAGUAUUCAUUGCAGCAGCACAGGUUUUAGAGGACACGUGAAGAUAUCUCGGAGGAGUUAAACUUUUUUUUCCUUUGAAAGCAAAAUAUGUUUUAAAAAAAAUCAACACGUAAGGAAUUUUUUGAAGACAUAUCAGCAUUUACUUAUGAAGAUAUAGGUUAUGGCAGAACAAGAAGAUGCGAAAUAAAGAAAGAAAGAAGGAGGAGGAGGAGGAGAAGACGCUUCACCGGGAGACGUAACAGUAACAGAUGGCACAGUGCAAAGAAAGACGAAGACGAAGACGAAGAAGAAGAAAAAAAAACUGAAAAAAGAUGUGAUGAGACUGAACAACAGAACUUUUUUCUUGUUGAGACUUGAAUUGUUAAUUAAGCAACAAACUAACAAACAAAAAAGCAGCAACAACAAAUAGAUUUCUAUAUACAUAUUAUAUACACAUAUAUAUAUAAGGAAAGAGGCGCUUGUGGCUUUUACUGUACUGGACAAAUGAGGGUUAAAACUUGAAGAUCAAAAAAAACAGUGGAAAAAAGAAGCUAUUCUACACGUCCACUGACAGACUUUCUUUCUCUUUCCCUCUUUCUCUUAUUCUCUCACCGUCUCUCUCAGCAAGCGCAGAACUAUGACUCUUGGAGGUCACUGAGGUUUCCAUUAGCAACAGUAGAACUGCAAAUCUUUCACCCCUAAGGGACCAAAGGACCAAACAUUUUUAUUGUUCUGAACAGUAAUAUAUAGUAUUAAUGAUACUAAUACUACAAACUACUACUAAUAAUAUUACAAGUUAAACUUAAGAAGAAAUACUAGCUUCAGGUUGAAAAAAAAGAGCAAAGGGUUUUUGAUUUCUUUUCCUUUUACAUUUAUAGCUACUGGGUUUGAGAAUAUUAAAACAAAACAGAAAAAUGUAUAAAAAAAAAUAAAGCUAUACUAUUUUAGUGGCGUAGAUUAUAUGGGUUAGAUGUUGUUCCGGGCAUGUUCAGAUAUGUUUCUUUUGCCGCUCAUUACUUCAUUGCUGCAUUUCAUCUCGGAGGUGUGAUCUGUCUGUGUUAUUGUGUCAGAAGGAGGAGAAAAAACAGUUCCAUAGUGCCAAAAGUGACACGAUAGCACCUUCUCGGAGCAAACGUCAAACAACUACAGUGUGUUUUUAGCCAAGUACCGCUGUCCUCCAUUUCAAUUCCAUAAUUGAUCGCCAGUCAUUCCAUGUCAUCAUUAAAGCCUUUGAUAGUACAGAUAAUCUGACCAUAAAGCACUGUGGUAAAAGUGCCACCCGGCUGAGCUGGAGACGCAGCAGUAAAAACAGCACAGCAUCUGUAACUGCUUAAUAAAAUAUACAAAUGAGCCUGACAGCAGUUGUAAAAAUUUCCAUCGGUGUGUCACAGUGGUCCCUGCCGGGUCGUGGCCUCUCCCACUGCCAAGCUCCUCCAGCUGCUCUCAGCAGGCGAGAGCUGACUCCCCUUCUUCCUCCCCCCCGUCUCUCUCUCUAUUUCCUCACCUCCAAGUGCCAGCAUAUCUCUCUCUUAAUAGGGACCAUCAGUUCACAGGGGCCCCAAAGCUAACCCACAGCAUAAUUAGGGUAAUGAUAAUAUUGAUCAGAUGGGGAGCAGCGCCGGAGGGCAAGAGAUGCACAAUCAAUUACACAUUGGCAUUUUGAAUGAAUUGACUGAGUGACAGAGUUCAUUUUUCACUCAGCGGUUGGAUCUUUUCUCACUUAUGCUGUCAUUCAUAGACUCCCAAAUCUGUGGAAGGCUCCUGGAGUCACUUAAAUUGACAAAAUUAUGGCAAAGAAACUUCAGAAGGUUCAUGUGGCUGCCACAAGAUCUGUAUAUAGUGUUUAGAGUAGAUUGUGCAAGUUCUUCAGUGAAGAGCAGCUGUAUAUAUAUUUUUUCUGAAGGGUAUAAUAGCACAGUAAGAGCUUGUACACAGUGAGAAGCAGCCUGGCAUUACCAACCUUAGGAGGUCAAAUUAAGAGCAAAAUGAUCCAUCAAUUAGACAGCAGCAGGCCUGUAAGUGUAGCUGCUACAGCUGCUGCUGCUUCAACAAGACGACAGCUUACCAUUAGCGCCGGUCACACAUGGCUCCUGUGCCGUGUGGUCACGACACAUCACGCCACUUAAGAUGCGACUAAUGAACUAAACUGGUGUCAUCUGUAGUGAUGUUUUUACAAAGAGACACAAUCAGUGCAUCCGAGAUGAAAUCAUAUUUUUCUUCAUGCUUUUUUUUUUGUUUUACGGAAUCACCUUUUUAAUUUUUUUUUUUUACCAUUUCUAAUUGUGUUUAAUGAGAUUAUUUUUUCUUCAAAAUGCCAUUCAUUGACUCAGUUUGCCCUCUAAAGCAUCUUUCCCCUCAGGACUCUGUGAGACCUCAGCGCUCUGAUCAUCGCUGUGAACUUUAGACACAUCAGUGCUUCAGACAUCGAAUCGCAAUGCUGCCCCAUCCCCAGAAGCAGAAUCUUCAGCUAGCAUGACUACUCAGCCUCUGUAGUCUGGUACAACAAAUGUUUCCUCCACAAUGACUCUACAGAUCCUGAAGACUGAUACGCUUUCAUUUAACGUUCCUUUGGCUCAGUCGUUCUUUUUUUAUUUUGCGUGAUUGCUGGUUCUCCGGAUCAGUAUUAUUAGAAAUGAGGUGCAUAAUGUUCAAUAGAGUAGGUCUAAAUGUUACCCUCUUUCACUGUAUGUUGUUCUGUUGUCAGCAGCAUUCAGAUGCUGUGAGAAGAAAUGUUUCAAAAUGCCUUUUCUCAUCAUGAAUUGCCAAAUUAUGCAAGCAUAUCCACUGCAUUUCCUCAUCAGACUUUAAACGUGUGCCAGAAUUCCUUAGAAAUCCAGUCGUAUAAAUUUCAAGAGUAAAAUAUAUCAUUUUGUGAUAUAGUAUAACAUUGUAGGAAGAGGGUCAGUUUGGGCUGUAAAGAUAUACAAUAUAAAUUUCAAGUGAAAAGGUUAGAUUUCUUAUAUAUUCGCCAGAAGACAGCUUCUUUCCCCUGGCGAGUUACUGUUGGAUUUCUCUCUGCUGUCAGGACCGAGCAGCUUUAGGAAGCUGCGAUAUAUGCCCUCCUUUCCCCAGGCCAUGGAGGGCCUUAUAAACCCAGUCAAAAAAUCCUUUCUUAUGGGAUUUCUACCAGGGGGACGUUUUUCUUCCUUUUUUUUCUUAAUUAUUAAAAUCAAAUUAAAUUUGGCCUUCACAACAGCUUGGGUAAUGCGAAUUAAAGAUGCCAGCUGUGGCUGAAAUGUAAUGAGUUUGAAAGUUCAUUUUAUUCUCCCCUUCCCCACCAGAAAAAUAAAUCAAAAAUACAAUAAGAAAUUUGAUCAAUUGCAAUUAGGACAGUGAAGCUUUAUGGAAGGAGACGGUCUGAUUGAGUUUGCAGUUGUAUAUGUGGUGCAUAAGCCUAUACCUACAUAUCUAUGAUAAGAUUUAGAGAAAAAACGGUGAUGAAAUGGUAAAAGAAUUAACCGAAUUGUUUGUGAUUUCCUGAAAAGGAAGGAAAUGGCAGUAAUGGACCCUGUUGUGUUGUAAUUAAGCUGCGUGUGGUUGAGCUAAAGUCAGUCUUUUACAUUGUUUUCACUCUUACAUCCAUUUUUAUCUUUUUUUUUUAUGUUUCUCAUGCUACCAUGGUGCCCUUUCAAUCUCUGAGCAUGCUCAAUGGGGGGCCGGGAGGGUUAAAGAUUAUGAUUAUGGUACUACUCGUAUUAACAAUAUGAUUCUUUAACUAUGGUUUGAAUGCUAAGGAUAGUAGCUUAUUAUAAAUAUGAAAUCUGUAUAUUAUGGAAAAUCAGCACAGGACCUUUCUUUGGGUACGUAUAGGUUUUAGGGGUUUGAAAACGGGGGCAGGGGUUUAGGGGAGGGGGGGAGUUUUUUUUUCGCUUUAUAAAGAUGUUAAACUUUCUGGUUUCUCAGCACAAAAAGCAUACAAAAACAUAGAAACAGCAGUACGGAGUCUGUGAGUAGACUUUACCGAACAUACAGGGCGCAAAAAGAGGAAUCUCAGUACUAUUCCUUAAAACUGGAGGAGAAAAUGCUGUUUACAGGUAGUAUUGUUUUUCCUUUGUCUUUUCUUUUUUUUUUCUUUUUAAAAAGGAGAGCGCCACCUGUUUUUGUGGCCGCGUCAGUACAGCAUGGAUUAACUGACAGGGAAAGCAGUAUCUUUUUAUAUAUAUAUAUGGAAAAAAAAAAGAAAAAACAAACUAUGUGUUCUGUAUUAGCCUGAGAAACCAAACAUUUUUUCCCCCUGUUGAAAAUUUCUUAAUACUUGCUGCUUAGAUUACUUCAUAUUAAUGAUUGAUGAUUUAAUAAUUUUAUAAUUAUCAGGUCAAGUAUGUUAACUUGAUGUUUAUUUAUUUACCUAUUUAUUUCAUUUUAUUUAUUUAUUUAUUAUUUCGCCAACUUUUUUUUUCUUCUUUACUUCCUGGUUAUGGUAAGAUAAAGAUAUGUAUCAAAAAGAAAUGCUUAUUGGGGCUUUUCUCUCUUUCUCUCCUUUUUUCCAAUUUUACAAUAAAAAUUCAAACUGGG